Molecule: messenger RNA, 5956 nt
Organism: Micropterus dolomieu (smallmouth bass)
Lineage: Eukaryota; Metazoa; Chordata; Actinopteri; Centrarchiformes; Centrarchidae
Product: rho GTPase-activating protein 44-like
Exons: 23
Coding region: 1-2946 (981 amino acids)
Biological process (GO): signal transduction; regulation of actin cytoskeleton organization; regulation of dendritic spine morphogenesis
Cellular component (GO): presynaptic active zone; leading edge membrane; cytoplasm
Molecular function (GO): GTPase activator activity; protein binding
Source: RefSeq, a predicted model, not a curated record
AUGUGGAGGAGAAAGCUGCAGAUUAGCAGGACUAGAGCCUCACGCAGGAACAGCACGGCUCUGGCUGAAAAAACAGAAGUACUAAGUGAUGACCUUCUACAGGUGGAGAAACGUCUGGAGCUGGUCAAGCAGGUUUCCCACAGCACACACAAGAAGUUGACCGCCUGUCUGCAGGGCCAGCAGGGCGUGGAUGUGGAAAAGAAGUCUGUCAGGUCACCCUCGAAGAAGCUUCCUCUCACAACACUAGCACAAUGUAUGGUGGAGGGGGCGGCUGUGCUCGGCGACGAGUCUCUACUAGGGAAGAUGCUGAAGCUCUGCGGCGACACGCAGGACAAACUCGCUCAGGAGCUCAUUUUGUUCGAGCUCACCAUCGAGAGAGACGUCAUCGAGCCUCUCUACGACCUUGCAGAGGUGGAAAUCCCAAAUAUCCAGAAACAAAGGAAACAUUUAGCAAAACUGGUCCUGGACAUGGACUCUGCACGCACACGGUUUUAUCAAUCCACCAAGUCUUCAGGACUGUCCAGCAACCUGCAGCCAGGAGGAGCCAAGGCCGACCACCUCAGGGAAGAGAUGGAGGAGGCAGCCAACCGCAUGGAGAUCUGUCGAGAUCAGUUAUCAGCAGACAUGUACAGUUUUGUGGCCAAAGAAAUUGACUAUGCAAGCUACUUCCAGACACUGAUAGAAGUCCAGGCGGAGUACCACAGGAAGUCAUUAGAGCUGCUUCAAAGUGUUCUGCCUCAGAUCAAAGCUCAUCAGGAGACCUGGGUGGAGAAGCCGUGCUACGGGAAACCAUUAGAGGAGCACUUAGCGCUCAGCGGGAGAGAUAUUGCCUUUCCCAUCGAGGCCUGUGUCACCAUGCUGCUGGAAUGUGGCAUGCAGGAGGAGGGUUUGUUCAGAGUUGCUCCUUCGGCCUCCAAACUGAAGAAGUUGAAGGCGUCUUUGGACUGUGGGGUGCUAGAUGUUCAGGAGUACUCGGCAGACCCACAUGCCAUCGCAGGAGCUUUGAAGUCCUACCUGCGGGAGCUCCCUGAGCCUUUAAUGACAUACGAACUCUACAACGACUGGAUCCAGGCCUCCAACAUUCAAGAUCAAGACAAGAGACUGCAGGCUCUCCUCAACGCCUGUGAGAAACUACCCCCAGCCAACAACAGCAACUUUAAGUAUUUGAUCAAAUUCCUCUCCAAACUGACUGAGGACCAGGAUGUGAACAAAAUGACGCCUGGAAACAUUGCUAUUGUCCUUGGACCGAACCUGCUGUGGAUGCACAACGAAGGUAACAUCACAGAGAUGAUGACCACCGUUUCCCUGCAGAUCGUCGGCAUCAUCGAGCCAAUCAUCCAGCACGCAGACUGGUUCUUCCCCGGAGAAAUCGAGUUCAACGUCACAGGUAACUACGGGAGCCCCGUCCACACCAACCACAAUGCCAACUACAGCUCGAUGCCGUCUCCGGACAUGGAUCAAUCGAUCGAUCGUAGGCAGAACGACCAGAGUCGACGGCCGCUCAGCGUCGCCACAGACAACAUGAUGCUGGAGUUCUAUAAGAAGGACGGAAGCAUUAGGAAGAUACAAAGCAUGGGUGUCAGGGUGAUGGACACUACUUGGGUGUCGCGCAGGGGCUCGUCUUCUACGCGUAAAUGCUCGUCCACGCCACCGAGCGUGCACCCCCCUGCCCUGUCCACCGACGCUCUCCUCCCCGAGCAGCCUGGGGAAUUUGCUGCCUCCCCCUCCCCCACCCCUCCUCCCACUAGCAGCGACCGAGCCAGCUCGGAUGAUGCAUCCUCCAAUUGGUCGGACUCCUGUUACAACUACCCCUCCCCUGAGGAGGAGAGGCUGCCUCCCCCUUACCCCUCUUCCUCAUCUUCCUCCUCCUCCUCUUGCUCUUCCUACUCGCUCCCUCACCACCAUUUCUACACCCGAGCACCUCCGGGUAUGCGUCCCGUCGCUCCCAGUCCCGAAUCCGUGCCUCCCGGCCCGUCCCCUCCCCUCCGCCUCUCUGGCUACAGCCCACCCCCUCUCCCACACUCCCUUUGCCCGUCUCCUCAGCAGCUUGACGUCAACUCCAACCCCAAACCCAAUUCCUUGCACCUGCCCAAACAGGCCUCCCUGUCUGACGCUUCGCAUGCGGCCCUGCCCGAAACGAAUGGCUCCACCCUUUACAUCAAACCCCCGCUCGUUCUUACUCGUCAUGAAUUGUUCCUGGGCUCCCCCAAACCCCCCAACACCCCCCUAUCUGCUCCCCCUCCAUGGGCAGCCUGUGCCUGUAGCCGGGAGAGAGCCAAGCUGACUAGUACUUUAAAGAACAAGGAGCUGUCUCCAGUGAUAGGACAGAAGGGAAUCCAGGGAACAAUGACCUCUAGUGGACAGUCUCAGCACUCUGAGCACAGCCCACACAGCCUGAGGAGAGCAAAGAAGCUGGCACCGAUCCCACCUAAAGGCCCUUACUGCCAGACAGGAGCCAUGUCUGACCAGUCGACAGGUCAGCCAUCUCCAGUCAGCCUGUCGCCCACUCCUCCCAGCACCCCCUCCCCGUACGGCUUCAGCUAUCCGCAGGGAUACAGCACCAUCGGCUCCCCGGGGCAGAUCCAGAUGGCCACCACCCCGUCUCUCUCCUCUCCACCCUCGCUGGCUGGGACGCUCACUAAGGCCAGGCCGACCCCCAAGCCGCCCCGUCAGAGGCCCAACUUACCUCCUCCUCAGCCCCCCACCACGCCCGGCAGCAGUCCCCAGCCUCUGGACCAUUCGUCAGGUCUCCUGGACGGUUUGUCUCCUGGUGAAAGCAUGUCCACAGAUUCUCUCUGCAACUUGGACAUCCCCAUCAUUGACAUGGAACUGGACGGUAUUUUUGACUUGCCCCACAUCUCCUCCUUCAGGAACUCAUUGCCGCUGCUCCAGUCGACCAAUAAAAGAGCGGAGUCGGAGGAGGAGUCUGAGAGCACAGUGCUAUGACGCCACUGAGUUCCCCAGACGACUGAUUAAAUGAAACACAACGCUACUGCUGCACAGUCCCGCUCAUAAUAAAACACCCACGCUCAUUCAGUGACCUUUCGCCUCUCCAGAUGGAUUACUUCAGCCUCACUCUGGAUGUCAUCGCCACACCUCACCUGUUCUCGAUCCAGAGUGGUCAACUUGUAAAAAAAACCCAACAAGCUCUUCUAGAAAAUAUCAACAAAUACGGUGACCACACCUAAAAGAAACCUCCACACUCACAACAAUCAUGAGGCGUUAGCGACAAUGCUGUCAGGGGGACUUUUGAAUCAGACACACAAAAACACACACAUUUUAAUGUUGGCUGUAAACAUGUUUUUCUUUUUUAUUCAAUGUUUUGUUUUGCCUUAUUUGAGUCACUUCCAAUAUUGCCUUUAACUUCACACACAAGACUGGAAACAGGCUGCUGGGAGGAAUGAAUGCUCUCUGCUGCUGCUGCUUCUCAUGAGUGAUUUUUUGAAGGACGACACAGUACUGUACAUCUGUCCUGCCAACACUUUCUUCCUCUUUCUCUCACCAUUUUAUCUCCCAUCUCAAGUUCCUCCUUCAUUCCUCAGGGGUGUCAGUUGAAAUGCCUCGCUCUGGCAUGUGGUGGCAACGACAAAUGUCCCACCUGAGCGUUCACUGUGAGUGUGCCAGUAUGUCGUUUUGGGAAGUGUGUGCGUGUUUGUAUGUGUUUGGUAAUCGUACUAUAUGAUGUUGCACUGUUGUUGGUGUCGUGGAGCAUAAACAGGAAUGCAUGUUUUAGACAUUUAGGAAAAUAACUACCUGGUUUUCAAAGAGGUUAAAUGCCCAAUCACACUUUUCUCUGUAUUUACAUCACAUUCGAUCAGGAUCAAUCACUGAAUAUUUAUUGUUUAUACUGUACAUUUUCAGAGUAUAUGAUACAAUUACCAUUAUAAAUCAUAUUUUCUAUCUACAGAAGAGCUAUAAAGUUACCAUUUCCUCCAGAUAGAUUAUAAUUGAUGUUGUCAGGGAGCUACUAAAUAAAUGAGAUGCAUACUGUAGUUUAUGAAAAGUUUAAAAUUAAAUUGUUGAAAUGGCUUUUGCAAAAGCAACAAGUCUAGUAAGCUGGGGAAUGAAAAUAUUUUACACACAAUUAUUUUGGCAGCAAGCAAAGCCCAGUGGGAUUUACAAUAUGGGGGUUUGGUACUAUGGUGCCUGGAGUGUGCCACGACAUUGUUUACUUAAAUUAAUAAUUAAAUAGUCCAACUCACAGAGCAGCAGCAGGAGAUCUGUUAACAGCAGCUGUUAUGUUUUGGCAGGUGUGUCACCUGUCAUUUAAGGGAGGCCUGUGGAGUUUUAACAAACAAAAGUAAUGUUUACAUUCAGUGUUUCUCACCAAAACACAUUGUGUGAAUCCUUGAGCUCUAACAAACAUGUUAAAUGCUUUUAUUUCCUUUUGCUAAGCCAAUUUUAUUUGAUUUGUGCAUUGUUUACAUCCACGUUUGCUGGCUUGCAGUUUUCUACUUCUCUGCUUCUGUGGGCUCACUUAUUUGCUUCCUUGUGCAUUACUGCCACCAACUGUGGAUCAGCAGAAUAGCAUAAAAUCGGUGGCAGGAUUGCAUGACUUGUGUUCAUCCUCACGCAAACAAAACGGGGGCCUUUAAUAAAAACAUUACUCAGUAGCGCUACUAGUGGUCAACACUUCCACAGGGUACCUUUUAAUGUCUGGGUGUUAUUGUGCUCACAUGACAAUUAAAGAGUGCCAUCCUUAAACUGAGCAAUCAAAACAGGAAAAUUACAAAUGUCAAAGAAAGAAGGCAAAGUUAAUGGUAAAUGGUAAGUAAAAUUAAAAAUUCCUUUUUAGGAUUAGUUUUGUGAUUCCAUUUUAAAAUUUUAUUAUAAAUUCCACACACAAAUCCAGGAAAUAAAAUGAUUCACUGAUCUUUUAAAGUUGAUAUGGCAGACAGUUGCCUUUUUACACGUCCAUUAUCGUUUAUAUUUAGAAUCGUGUUCGUGUCCACCUGAUAAAUCUAAGUUGAUUUUAGUUUUCUUUUACCUCUGCUUUUGGUCUCCACCGACUCCUGAGGGAAAUUUCUGCCUCUUCAGCAGCUAAAUGCUCCACUGUGUUUACCAGCUAGUUUCUAACUGUGGUUGUUUGCUGCUCAGCAGGUCGUGUACAGCUGUUUUUCAGAGCUAUUUCUCUGAAAACAGCUGCUUUAAGUUUUAUAAUGUAUAAUUUAAUAACAAUUCAUAUUUAUCAAUUUAUUAAAUGAUAAUAUUUAAACAGAUAAAACUAAAACUCCAUAAUUACUCUGAUGGCACACUUCAGGCUCCUGUUAUACUUAUAUCUUGAGAAUCAUACCUGUCAAGGCCGUGUAGGGAGAGAGCGUAGGCACGAGAUUUUGUACACCUGCCCUGAGGUAUUUAUAACAUCCGAUCAUAUCACAUAACAAAGAACUGAAAACAGUCACACUCCCAGAAAAAAAGGUGCUAUUGUUGUAAAAAAAAUUUAAAACGCUGCAGCCCCAGUGGCAAAACAAGCACUCUUUUCUUCUGCCAGUGCAGUUUCGGUGUCAGCCACCUUCCCAUUGCAGUUUAAAGGAACUCUGUCUGAUGAUGCUGAUAUUUUUGGGUCUAUAUUAGUGAACCAGAGGCAAGUGCAAAGAAAUGUGUAUAUGUGUUUAUAUUGAUGAGAGUAUUUAUACAGAUAUAUUUCUGAAUACUUUUUAACAGGUCUGAAGAGUUGUGAUUGUUUCCACUACACAUGACUUUCAUCCGAGGAUUAAAAUAAAGCAUUCAAACACGGGACCAGAAUUUCCCUGCUGUCGCAUCAAAACCUUUUCAGGAAUCUAAGAGGUUAAGUUUAAGAGAAAACUUGAAAAUCAAUAAAACUGGAGUAACAAGGUUUGCAUACGACAGCAGCAGGUUGUUAUUUGCCUUGUGAUGGGUUUUGCUGUGACCUAUCCAGAUUUGUAAGACUUUCCGUUUGUCGUGAGAGCGUCCACUAUACAUGGCCUCAAAGUCA